AUGCAGCAACUACUUAAAGCGCUAUCUCCAAGUGAAUCUGGGAGCGACUGGAAGCAGCAUGACGAACCUACUUGCCUCUGUGACGCAAAUCAGUCUCGGAUCGAGUCCAUCCAGCGCAACAAAUUGGUUCACACAUCGGGCAUGAAAGGACUGCCCGACCGUGACCAGUUCAUCCAACAUUAUGAGAACGAGAUGCGGUUUGACUAUUAG
Phytophthora nicotianae INRA-310 is the source of this 210-nucleotide messenger RNA. RefSeq lists its product as hypothetical. The transcript has a single exon. The coding region runs from base 1 to 210 and encodes 69 amino acids. NCBI's taxonomy places the organism in Eukaryota, Oomycota, Peronosporomycetes, Peronosporales, Peronosporaceae. The record is from RefSeq and is a predicted model, not a curated record.